This is a messenger RNA of Microsporum canis CBS 113480, 1618 nucleotides long. RefSeq lists its product as hypothetical. The transcript is spliced from 2 exons. The coding region runs from base 11 to 1618 and encodes 535 amino acids. Gene Ontology annotation, biological process: phosphatidylcholine biosynthetic process. The record is from RefSeq and is a predicted model, not a curated record. Lineage: Eukaryota; Fungi; Ascomycota; Eurotiomycetes; Onygenales; Arthrodermataceae.
ACAGGCCAUCAUGGAUCGCCCGGAUCUCCAGCGGGUUAAAUCAGAGCCCGCGAAAGUACCACAGGCAAAAUCGGAUAUCAUUCCUAGCAAUGGUGAGAUUAUCGCUGCCACGCAGGAUGACGCCGCAAUCACAACUCCAGAGGGCGGACGGAGUCCUCUGGCACUGAGCCCGCUGUCUCGCAUAUCUUCAGAGGGUAGCAGUUCUUACCAGGAGGAAUGGGAGCCGCUCACACCCGUCGAGAGAGUGACUGUUCUUGACUUAUUGGGUAACCUGGCAAUAUCACAGAAGCUGGAAAAAUGGCAGGCCUCGCUCAACGCCCAGAGAGAGAGGGUGAAACGUCACCAGGAGAAGUUCAGGUCGACCAGCCAGCAAGCACGGCAGAGGAUGGUUGGUGAAUUCAAGAAGAGGAUGCCUUCCUCGGACGAACAGCUGCAGAAGUACCGAAAGCGGAUGAAGAGCUCCGUCGAACGACUUACUGUCCGGUGGAACGAUACUGUCACAGUCACUGCAGUAGAGAAGAUAUCUUUCAUCGCCGGCGUGCUCAACGUUUUCAUUAGCGGCUAUCUGCUAGGAGCCUACCCGACUUACUUUUAUCUCUGGUUCACAGGCCAGCUGGUCUACUUCAUGCCGCAAAGAUAUUACAGAUACUGCAAGAUUGGAUAUCAUUACUUCCUCGCCGACCUCUGCUACUUUGUCAACCUUCUAACCAUUCUGAGUAUGUGGGUAUUUCCCAACUCUAAACGACUAUUUCUUAGUACUUGGUGUCUUGCAUAUGGAAAUAACGCCGUUGCCAUCGCUAUGUGGAGAAACUCGAUGGUUUUCCACAGCAUUGAUAAAGUCGUCAGCCUAUUCAUCCAUAUCAUGCCUCCCGUCACUCUACACUGCCUGGUUCACUUAACACCGGCGGAUAUACUAGAAACCAGGUUUCCAGCUGUAUAUCGGAUUAAAUUCAGCGCUCCAGGAUCGCCGGAACACUACACCCUCGGAGCCAUGAUGAUCUGGGCAUCUGUUCCAUACGCCAUCUGGCAACUCAGCUACCACUUCUUCAUUACCGUUCGCCAGAGAGAGAAGAUUGCCGCCGGUCGCCCAACUAGCUUCACCUGGCUACGACGAUCGUACGCCAAAACUUGGAUCGGCAAAUUUGUGUUACAUCUCCCCCUUCCCUUGCAAGAGCCGGCCUUUAUGAUGAUCCAGUAUAUAUACGCCAUUCUCACCAUUGUUCCCUGUCCUCUCUGGUUCUGGUAUCAAUGGGCGAGCAGUGCAUUUUUGACCGUGAUGUUUAUCUGGAGUAUCUACAACGGUGCCACAUUCUACAUCGAUGUGUUCGGAAAGCGGUUCCAGAAGGAGCUUGAGCAACUGAAGAGAGAUGUUGCCAAAUGGCAGAUGUCUCCUGAAGCCCUAACAGCCGUGGCCGAACCCCAGGACCCAGAUGGCAUCAAGCCAACCUCCCUCAGCGGUGUGGUUAUGACAACCCCCAAAGAGCCAUACGUGGAACCCAACCAGCUCAUCACUAACCUUGAUCUAAAUGCGAAUGUGAAAGCUGCAUCUACCGGCGCUUUAACUGAUGACUCGACCUCUCUUGCUACAAAUAGACGACCCCAGGAAGCUUCUCUCUAG